AUGUUAUUGUUAUUAUUAUCCAGUUUAUUUUAUCAAUAUAUAAUUUCAACAUUAAUCACAUCAGUGAUAAUACUACUUUGUUAUUUUACCAUCGUUGAAUACAGAAGAGUUCAACGACGAGAUAAAUCUCGUUUACGUCAUCAAAAAUAUUCUUUAUCUGAUCAAAAUGAUAUUGAUUCGAUUCGAAAACAAUUAGAUCCAUUAGAUCAUACACUCUACUGGUAUCCUGUUGCUUUGUCACAUGAAAUAACAAAUAAACAACCAUAUGGAUUUCAGCUAUUAAAUGAACCAUUGUGUCUUUAUCGUACUGGUAAAAACAAUGAUGUAGUGUGUGUCGUUGAUCGAUGUCCUCAUCGUUCAGCUCCUUUGAGUUUGGGUCAAAUGACAAAACAAGGCACUCUCGAAUGUAUUUACCAUGGAUGGCAAUAUGGUGUCGAUGGCAAAUGUCAAGUUAUCCCGUCGACUUCAAAAUAUUCAAAUGUAGCAUCAGUGAUAUGUGCACAAACAAAACCCGUUCAUGAACAGUAUGGUUUUAUAUGGGUAUGGCCAGGUAGAAAAGAUUUAGCACAUUCCGAUUUAAUUCCUCAUCAAUUAUUAGCCGAUUUACAACAUUCAACUGACUAUAUUAUGUCACCAGAAGGCUAUCGAGUGUUGGACAUACCCUACGAUUUAAUGGUCGAUAAUCUACUGGAUAUUGCGCAUAUCGAUUUUACUCAUGAUGGUCUCAUUGGUAAACGUUCAUUAGCCACAUGUAUCAAAUGUGAGAAAUUAUCAACAAAUCUAUUUUCAUCAAUUAAUUCUGAAUCAUGCUCGUUCAAACUCACACGUCCUGAAUCAACAAAAAAUAAAGGAGAAUGUACAUAUAUGCAUUUUUUACCACCAUGUUUCAUUCGUCUUGAACACAUAUUUCAAAAAGAGCGAAAGUUUACCCAAAUCAUGAUCAAUAUACCAUCAGCAACAAAUAAAAUGAAAUUAUUAUUUCAAUUUUAUCGUAAUUUUGCAAAGUUUAAAUUUGUUGAAUAUAUUCCUGGUUAUGAUUAUUAUAUGAAUAAUAUGAACGUAAAAAUAGUCAAUCAGGAUUUAUUAUUACUAGAUGGUAUUAAUCGAAAUGUUGAUUUAUAUAGUGCACCACUGUUAGGAUCAAUUGUUUCAGCUGAUCAACCAAUUAAAGCAUUUCGAAAAUAUCAAAUGAAAACAUUGAUGAAAUAUCAAACAAUCUAUUUCAAAUCAUGGCAGAAACAGAUAUUUAAAGAUGGUGAAGGUAGUGGAAACUCUAUCGACGAUAUUGAAGACUUAAGAACAUCAUGA
Molecule: messenger RNA, 1308 nt
Organism: Didymodactylos carnosus
Lineage: Eukaryota; Metazoa; Rotifera; Eurotatoria; Philodinida; Philodinidae
Source: the annotation of a GenBank genome assembly